Caenorhabditis auriculariae is the source of this 9551-nucleotide messenger RNA. Lineage: Eukaryota; Metazoa; Nematoda; Chromadorea; Rhabditida; Rhabditidae. The record is from the annotation of a GenBank genome assembly.
AUGCUUCAGGAGGAGGAGAAGAGAGAAGACCGCGACGCAGGGGUCCGCGUCGUGGUCGGAAUUAUUUAAAAACGUGAAUUCUGUUUUAAAAUCCUUCUUGGUCGUUUGAAGGCAUGAAAAAAAGUCGUUUCUAGAACUAAGUUUAAUAUUUUCAGCUAUUUGGAAUGCUUUAGGAGAAGGGAAAAAGAUAUGACUGCGACGCGGACCUCUGCGUCGCGGUCGGUACUAUUCACUGGCGUAAAUUCUGUCCAAAAAAUUUUUUUUCGAGUGUUCAGUAGUACGAAAGUCAUACACCGUCUAUGAAAAUCGAAAAUUUUCGGCUUUUCGGAAAUAUUCAAGAAAAGAAGAAAAUGAGAACCGCGACGCAGAAGUCCGCGUUGCGGUCGGAUUUAUUCACCAGUGUAAAAUCUAACCGAAAACCCUGUUUUAAGUGUUCAAAUGUAAAAAACUCAUGCAAAAUCUCUAAAACUUAAAAACUUUUGGAUUUCUGAAAAGCUUCAAAAAAAAAAAAGUAAAAUGAAGACCUCUGCGUCACGGUUGGAAAUUUCCUGGGUCUGUUCGAAUUUUAUGAGUUUUUAAAGGUACGUAAGCCCUGCUCGCUCAAAAAUGUUACUCAAAACAGUUCUAAGCAAUAACUUUAAUGAUUUUUAGGCUGUGCUUCUUCUAAAAUCUCACAAGGAUUGUGUAAAAAAAUAUUUUCUGCAAUAGGAGUUCAUUUCGAGCGUACAUUAUGUUCGUAUCCCACAGAACUGAAAAAAACUUUUUGAAACAUCAAAAUGAAAUAAUUUGAUAGAACCUUUAAAUUUUCAAGUUCACCUUAGUCUUGUAUGAUUCAAUCGCUUCUCUGAUACCGUAAAAAAAUUUUUUUGAUAAAUUCUGUGAAUUGAUUUUUCAUUUAAAAAAAUGAAUGUUAAUUCAUCUAAUAUAAGUCCAAAGUCCACGUUAAUCGUUAAAUUGAUCAACUAAGUUUAAAAAAAAUGGAAAAGAAGACCCCUGCCAUUACCACUCGAACGUUAAAGAUUUCUGAAAAAUGUUCGUUUUAUUUAUUUAUUUUUCCUUUUUUUGCAGUUCUCUUGUGGACUUCUGGGUAUUGGAAGAGUGGUGAAAUCUGAAAAAUGAUACUGGAAUAUUGAAAAAUUUUAAAAAUCCACAAGUUCAAAAGAUGAAAACGACGCAAUUUAUGAAAAAAAAAAUUGAAGAAAAGUCAAUUUCAAAAAAGCUUGUAAAGUUAGAAUAAACCAAAAAAAAAAACAAAAACUUAAUGAGAAAAAUUGGAACCAAAGAAAAUUUCGUUAUCAUUUUUACAAGAAAAUCAAAAAAUGUUUUUAAAAUCCGUCAAAAAAGUCUAAAAUUACCGAAAAAGUCUCAACUUUUCAAGAGCUCCAUUAAUGGAAACUCAGAGAGUUCACUAUAAAAGGGCUUUGGGAAGUCGAAAAGUGACCUGGAAGAUGAACGGUGACCUCAAAUCGGGAAGAGGAAAAAAAGAAGCGAUAAGCGAAGCCGCGGAAAAGGAUGGAUGGGCCGAAAACUAGAGGAGCCCUCGAGCUUAUGUCUCUGCCGGCCAUAGAGGGGGGGGAGAGCGCUGGAAAAAAAAGCGGCGGAGAAGGAUCCGCGAAGCCGUAGCGCCCUAGGGGAAAUGAGUGGAAGAAAAUAGAGAUGAAAGCAAGGAGACAACAAAAAAAAAAAAGAAGGCGCUCCGUCGCUGGAAAGCCCAAGGGCCGAUCGAUUUUAUAUUAGUUUUGGCAAAGGAAGGAGGUUGGAAAUAGUAGGCUCGGCGGGUCGAUACGCGCGAGCGAAGGACGCCGCGACGACGACUGCAGAGACGUCGCCAGCCUUCGACACAGACGAGGCCGCAGCAGUCCGCCUACACUGCAACGACGUGGCACCGCGUUGACGUCGCCGUCGUCGUCGUCGUCGUCGUCGUCGCGGUGCGUCGUCGUCGUCGUCGAGAACGCCGAUGCUGGGCCUCUCAGGCCCAGGGCCGCCCCAAGGCCCUUCUACCUCGGCCGCCUACAGCGCCACCAAUCAUCUCGGUCCGACCAGUGCCCCUUCCAGCGAUUCCCUGCUUCUGACUCUACGCGCCAAACCGCACGCCCGGGUCUUCCGAGCCCUAUUCCAGUACCUGCCCCUGAGAGAUUCACCCAACGAGAAUCCCCAGCUGGAGCUGAGUCUCCAGCCCGGCGACGUCAUCCUCGUCAAAGGCGAGAUGGACACCGACGGGUUCUAUCGUGGCGAGACCCUAGACGGCCGAACCGGCCUCGUUCCUUCCAACUAUGUUGAACGGUUUGUCACUUUUAUUUAUUUAUUCCACUCGUUCGAUUCGCUUAACACUUGCCCUUCUACUUCUAUUUUUAAACUCGCUCAUUUUUCUUUCUUUCAAAUUAUUUUUCACCUUAAAAACCUAUCCAUUUACCCAUUACCUAAAUUUUAACAAAAUUCUCAAUUUUCCCUCUUUUUUCAAUUAUUUCCUACAUAUUUAACAUCAAACUUCCUCUUUUUAACCCUGAUUAUCGUGAGAAACCCUACUUUUAUUUUUUUUUUCCUUCUCAUUUCUUUUUUUAUCCUUUGUUUCUCCAAAAAAAUUUUUUUGCUGCACUUUUUUAAAAAAAUCUUAAAAUUUUUUUUAACAAACUAAAUAUUUUUUUGCAACUGAUCUUUAUAAAAAAAAUACUUUUUCAAAAACCGUUAUUAUUUUUUUAAAAACCUAUCAUUAUCCUCUUUUUAUCUUUUUCUGAACCUUUGAGUCACAAAAAAAUUUUUUUCACACUGAAAAUCAACUAAAUGUUUUUUUGUAGCCUGUUUUGUAGCCUAUUUUUGCUCAAAAAAAUUUUUUUCUAAACCCAUUUUUUUGUUUCUGAUUUCAUCAAAAGUUCAAUGAAGACUUGAAAUCAUUUUUCCAUGAAAAUUCCGCUGAUUUUUCGCUUUUUAAAAACUUUAAUUAACCUAAAAAAAUACCCACUUUAUCACUUCUGCAUCUGUAAUUAAUCUCUGUUCUUCUAGUUAAUUAAACAAUUACUCUAUCAAUUUUUUUCAAUUUAAUCAUAUAAUUUGCUCUCUAAUUUCUUCCUGCAGAAGAAAAAAAAGCAGAGAUUAAACUUUUCUGCUCAACGGAUUAGGAUAUUUCCAAGAAGAAAAUAAUGUACUUGAGCUUCAAGUUAAAUGAGGAUUAUUGACUUUUUUCCAAAGUGCAAUUAUUUUUUUCUUAUUCAUCAACUUUCUUUUUUCCAUUCCCACACCAUAAAUUAACCUCAAAGAAUGUCUGAGAACUGGCUUUUACUUCUGAAAAUACUUUUUUUUUCUGCACCAUUCUUUUGUGUGGCUCCGAUUUUUGGCAUUAAUUUUUUACUCGCGUGGCCCACUAUGUGCUUCAUUUGCCAAAGUGCCGUCUCCGGAGGUGUGGGAAACUCGUCCCGAAUACCAAAAAAGCAUUUUGAAAAGGAAAAAAUAAUGGAAACUAGCCGGGCGAUUUCUAAAAAUUAUUUUGACGAAUAUGAAAAAACCUGCAAGGUUCUGCUGAUGUAGACGAUUUUUCGUUGAUUUUGAGCAAAGAUAUUAGAAUAAUAGUAAGAAAGUAGCGAAGGUUGAUGAAUGAGAAAGAAAAAACCGUCGAAAAAUUAGGCGAUUCUUUAACUUUGUCCGUAGAGCGCACUUUCAGUGAAUUUUCUCAUUUCCAUCAUUUUUCUUUUUAAAAAAAUCUUUUUUCAACAAUUAUCAACGUUAUUUGCAUAAAAUACUCGGGAAAUUUUCAGAGUGCCCGACUCCGUACUGUUGGCAAACGCUCGUGCUCCAUCACCAUCGUUUCCGCUGCACGUUCCACAGCACUUGGCAGCCAUCCAGCACGAUUUCUCCUCACCCGACCAUUCCACCUUGCCAGAUUCAGUCAGUUCUUCACCAAAACCAAUAUUGGCUUCUAUUUGAACUAUGCUAAAGCAAAAAAUAGCUGCUUUAUUGCGUAUAUCUCAUGUUUCCGGACCGAUAUAUGCACAAACAUUUGCUCAAAAGUGUAUUUUUACUUCUAACGAGCCUUGAAUAUGUGAAAAGGAUCUUGUUUUUUGGAAUUUUUGAGAAGAAAAGGGAAUAAGAUGGAGUUUGAAAGAUUUUAGGUGGAAAUGAUUCAGUUAACACUUUGAAAUACUCCUAUUUCACUGGUUUUUAAGGAAAUAUUCUUUUUUUAUUUAGUUUUUAGACUUGAAUAAAAGUAUUCCAGGUAUGUCCAUACCCGCCGGCUGAUGUUACAAAAGUGACGGUGCAGGAAAUCAAAAACAACGAAACGCCUAGAGGUGCGUUUUUAUUAUUUAUUGAUUGAUUUUUUUCACUUUUUUUUCCUUUCUUUGUAUACUCAAUUUUAUCAAGAAUUUUUUCUCUGAAUCUGAUUCUACAAUAGGAUACUCGCUUUUUAUUGUUUUUUUUUUCAAAUUAAAAUAUUGAAAAAUUCCAAUUUUCAACGAAUUUUUCUUUUCAAUCAGUUUUCGGCGGGCUUUCAAAAACCUUUUGCAAGAUUUCUGGUUUUUUUCGAAAUACUAUUUUUGUAAAAAAACUUAAAUUUUUCAUUGGAUGUUCACAAUUAUUUAUAGAAAUAUCUAAGAAAUAGCAUUAUCAAUUUGUUAUCUCUGCGAUUUAUUAAAAUCAUUUGAAACAUGAUAAUCAUGAAUUUUUUUGCGAUUUUUUUUUCUUGAAAAAAUUUUUCCGCUACGUUUUUCCACUGAAAUUUGGUUAAAUUCCGGUAAUUUUAAAAUUAAAAUUUUUUUUCAAAAUGGAAUUUAAUCUCAAAACUGAUGUUGCUAUGAUUUUUUUCUCUUUGAUUACAUUUUUUUGGAAAGUUGAAAAAUUUUUUUCUUUUUCUUUUUUUGAAACCACCGAUUUUUCACAUCCGUUCUCAGUUUUUUUGUUGAAUUUUUUUCCUAUUCUUUUUUUAAGGCGAAUGUUAAAAUUUUGAACAUUUUUCACAUCUCAAUUGUAUUUUUUGUCUUAGAAAAUGAUUUUUAUCACAACUCUUAAAUAACUCUCCUUGAAAAAUGACUGUUCUCAUUGAUUUUCUUGCAAAAAAUCCAUUUUUCGGAAGUUUUUCAUGGAAUUUCCAACAAAUUAGCCAUUGUUUUGCUUCCGUUUUCCCACACAAACAUGGCGGGGUCUGGAAAAGAUGCGGGAAAAAAGAGGGAAAAGGUGGUCGGGAAAGCGUGCUCGCCAUGUUAAUUGUGCGUGCAUUUGGGCGCAUCGAAAAUGGCUCGAGGCGAUUCAUUAGACGGCCCGAAUAUGGGCACGCGUCGACUCGCCGCCACGUCAAAUUGAGUGCUUCACUCCCCCUUUUACUAGCACCUUUUUCGAUACAGUAAUCAUGAGGAAUACUGUGUGGAAAAGGGGGAUGUAAAGUAGGAAAAUCAAUAAUUGAUAAACAGUCUAGCUAAAGGUCGAAAAAAGGGCAAGUCUGCUUUUUUUCCUACAAAAAUCCACAAGAAUGAAGUUCUUCUGAUACAGUAAUCAUAAGGAAUACUGUGGGAAAAGAAGGGGAGUUUAGUGGGAAAGUCGAUGAUAUUUAAACCGUCUAACUAGUCGAAAAAGGGGCAAAUCUGCUUUUUUCUUCUACAAAAAUCUACCAGAAACGGGUUUUUCUGAUACAGUAAUCAUAAGUAAUACUGUGUGGAAAAAGAGAGGGUUUCUGUAGGGAAGUCAAUAACAGAUUAACAGUCUAAAGGUCAAAAAGAGGACAAAUCUGCUUUUUUCUUCUCCAAAAAUCCACCAGAAUUAGGUUUUUCUGAUACAGUAAUCAUGAGGAAUACUGUGUGGAAAAAGGAAAUGUAAAGUAGAAAAAUCAAUAAUUGAUAAACAGUCUAAAGAUCGGAAAAAGGGCAAAUCUGCUUUUUUUUCUACAAAAAUCCACAAGAAUGAGGUUUUUCUGAUACAGUAACCGUAAGAGAUACUGUGGGAAAAGGAGAGGGGUUCUGUAGGGAAGUAAAUAAUUGAUAAACAGUCUAAAGGUCGAGAAAGGGGCGAAAUUUGCUUUUUUUUCCUACAAAAAUCUACCAGAAUCGAUUUUUUCUGAUACAGUAAACGUAAGAAAUACUGUGGGAAAGAGGAGAGGGGUUCUGUAGGAAAAUCAAUAGCUGAUAAAUAGUCUAAAGGUCGCAAUAGUAGAAAAAUCUGAUUUUUUUUUCAAAAAAAUUGGCGAAUUUUUUCUGAUACAAUAAUUAAGAAUAACUCUCUGAAAAGGAUGAUUCAUCAAUAACUGUGGAAAAAAAGCUACAGAAGAAGAGGCGAUCCCGGUUGAUUUUUUUGACAUAGACCCGUCUUGCACCUUUUUUUCUCACAGUAAUCUUCCGGACCAGCACCUUUCGUGAUACAGUAAUCAUUAAAAAAACCUUUUUGUGAAAAAAAGAGGAAUUCAGUUAGAAAUUUUUAUAAAUUCAAAAAAAGGCGCAGCUCGAAAAAAACCGGUCUAUUAUUUUUUUUUUCACGAAAAUUCUAGAGAUCAGUCCCUUUUUAAUAGAGCAAUGGAAGGGGUCACACAAGGGGUCAGAUAAAAGUUUUAAUACAGCUUGCGAAAAAACGAUUCAUUCUUAAGAUAAUAAUGUAAAACGAGCCUUUUCUGGAAAGUAAAUUAAGAACAGCUAAAAAAAAUUUUAUCUGUUCAAAAAUCCCUUCCGGGAGUUUAAAGGCGCAUGUGAAUAUCAAAUCAAGGUAUCGAGGCGAAAUAACCAGCUAUAGUUAGUGUUAUUUUAGACCAUAUCAGGAUUCGCGUCUUUUAACACUAAACCGAGACAUUUUGGACUGACUAUCCCAAAUUUCAAACGGAGAAAAACAGUUUAAUGUUUCAGCAAUUUAUGAUAAUAUUUUUCUCGGAUGAACCCUAUUAAUUCUUCGCUAAUUUUUUUGCAACGUUGUAGCGACUAAGAAUUUUAGCGGAGACGUUUUUUUGUUUUUUUUUUAAUCAAAUUUCUUUUUAAAAAAAUGUGAACCUUUAAAAAAACGGUUCACAUUUUUUCCUGAAAAAUUUCUCUGCUAAAAUUUUUUGUGUGCGUUCUCUGAAUGAAUAACAGCUAGGAAAUUGAUUUAGUCAAGCUAAAAAUUCAAUUCCGCCACUUGCGCGUCAUUUUUGAUGCAAUGGAUGCAUUGCGUACAACACGUUUUAUCUCCCGCCACUGCGGCUUCGAUUUGGUGUCUGAUCACCGAUUUUUUUGAACGUUUUUUUAAAGUGCGAUCAUCUGAUUUUUCAAGUUAAUAUAAGUAUUUUUUUACGGAAAUUUCGAUUCAUAUUGUCUUCUUAGACUUUUUGAUUCAUUUCAAACCAAAAAAAGCCAAUCAAAAUUGCAUCAAACCCCAACCUCUAAUUCGGUUUUUUUCAAAGAACAUAUUUUUUUCCUCGUCUCGAAAAAAACCUGCUAUUAAAUUUUUCUCAUUUUUUUCAAGAAAAUAACUGGCGUCGUUAGAUUUGAAACAAACAUUUCUGUUUUUCCGAAAUUCCCAAUUUCGGCGAAGAAAAAAAUGGCCGUCGUUAGUUUUUAAAAUUUAUUUGAACCAUUCAUCAUUCGAAAAGUGUCUUCCUUUAUUUGUUUUGUGCGCUGAGAUUUUUUUGAGAAAUAUUUUUUUUCUGUUUUGGAAAAUUCAAAGAAAGCUAGAAAAAUUUUUCAAUUUAACAUUUUUUUGAGACUUUUUCAAUUGACCGAUUUUUUUGCUGUUUUUUUGCAAUAAUAAUAUUAUUUUUUUACUCAUCCGAGAAAUGAAAAAUUCAAUUUCAUUUAAAGUUUGAUAUAAGCUUUUAAAAAAAGUUAUUUCUGCAAUUUUUCACAUAAACUUUCGCCACGGAUGGUGCAAUAUUCACAUGAAAACUUGAUGGAUUCUCACAAAAGUCAAUAUUUCUUAUUUUAUUCUCUUAUUUUUCAUCUUUUUUUGCUCAUUUUUUUCUUCUUCUGAUGGUUAAAAAUGACCCCUUUUUUUCUCAAAAUUGACCCUUUCUCGAAAUUAUUUUGAGCUAAGAGAAAACUAGAGGAUCUAUAAAUUUUAUAAAUUAAGAUCUUGUAAAUUAUCUUAUUAUUCAUUUUUUUCAAAUUGAAUAUUUCCCACUAUCAAUUCAUAAGUUCAAAUUAGGCAGAUCAUGCAUAAAUUUUUCAUUAUGAAUUAAUUAAAAUUUUCAGUUGGUAUCUAUUUUUAUAUUUGAAGCUUUUAUCAAUUUCCUUUCUGAAAAAUUUUUGUAAAAAUAGCCUGAAAUAAUAAAUUUUUGGAUUUAAAGCCAACAGAGCUAUUUUUGACGGUUAAAACUUUAAUUGUAGAAUAAAUUUUGAAUCAUUUUCAGGCCGAAUUUUUUUUUACGACGCAAAAUUAUUUUUUUUUCUGUUUCUGUUUUGGUCAGAAUCGCUUUUUUCAAUUAUCAUAUUUUGACUAGCUCCAGUUAAUAUGGCAUUAAUAUUUACAGAAAAAAAAUGGCCCCUGCUAUUUUUCUCAAAGCUCAUUUUUUUCUCCAUAGUUUAUCAGACGUGAACUUUAUCAUUUUUGCAAUCCUUACGGAGAAAAAUAGCCCCGCUAAAAUGCAGAAGUGUGGAAGUAGUGCUUCUUUAGUGUUUUUGAACAUAUAUGAUACAUUUUUAGAAGGAAAAUUACAGCCGGCGCUAUUUUUAUCGAGGCUGAAAACUGUAUUCAGGCCUGAAAGUCGGUACAUGAGUUUUUUUUUUCUCCAUGUUUUAUGGAAAAAAUAGCCGCGCUGUACGGUGGAGCGCAGAAGACUAUUAUUUUUUCUUAUCUAAGUGGCGUUUUAAUUGUUUUUUUUUUUGACUGAGUAAAGUUUAGUAUGGCACUUGAUUUGACGGAAUAUAAACGGCGCUAUUUUCUCGAAGCUCAAAACGGUAGUAAAGCCGAUCUUCUUCCGAAAUAAAUUUCGCUUCCCACUUUAUUAGACUUCAUAGAAAAAAUUUUGCAAUCCUUGUGAAAAAAAUAGCCGCGAAAGUACGACGGAGCGCAGAAGCUCGUCAAUACUUUUUUUGACUGAGUCUAGUUUAGUAUGGCAAUACAUUUGACGAAUAUGAACGGCGCUAUUUUUCUCGAGGCUCAAAAAUGUUGUGAAGCCAUUCUCAUCCCGAACUGUCAAUAAUUCUUGUUGCGUUCUUAACCUGAUUUUAUCCAAAAAAAUUUUGGAAUCCUUGUGAAAAAAAAAUAGCCGCGAAAAUACGACGGAGCGCAGAAGCUCGCUAAUACUUUUUUGACUGGGUAUAGUAUAGUAUGGCAAUAAAUUUGACGAAUAUGAACGGCGCUACUUUUUUUUCGAGGCUCAAAAAUGUUGUGAAGCCAUUCUUAUCCCGAACUGUCAAUAAUCUUUGCUUCGUACUUCAUGAGACCUUAUCCAAACAAAUUUUGCAAUCCUUGUAGAAAAAAUAGCCGCGCGGUGCGACGGAGCGCAGAAGCCUCCUGGUCGGUUGAGGGUGGGGGAGGCGGACGUGGCAAAAACGCGAGACAUCAAGACAAAGAGCCACGCGUCGGACAUCGAUUUCGCGGCCAAAAAGCAUUAUAUUCUGCCUGUGGUCGAGGCCCCCGAGGCCCUUUUUCGCGCAGCUGCAUUGACAUGA